AAAUAACCAAUCAAAAGCAUUUCCGGGAAUACUGCCGUGUCUCGCAGCUAGCUAGUCUAACUACUUCACAUUUUUGCAGCAAUCGCCGAGUUUGAUUGAAUAUGGGAUAAUAUGCGCGUUAGUUUCAAACAGCUGAAUAACCAAAUUAGCCGUAAUCAAGCUGGCUGGGCCAUUGUGAUUUGAAUACUGCUUCUUUGACUUGAGCUAGUCUACGUACGCUGACUGGGUGCUAGUGCUAGUACUUGCUAGCCUUGUAGUUGCUAGAGCUAGCUAGAACAGUAACCUGAGUAGCUUGCUAAAUUAUCAUGGUUUUACGGUUAGUACCACCACGGCUACGAUAUGUUUAGUAGGGUUUGACUAGCUCACGCUCACUGUCGUACUGUUUUUGAUCAUUUAGCAAAUACAAUCAUUUCACUUGCUGUAUUUUUGUAAACAUGGUACAGUAGCUAACAAGUAAGCUGCAUUUUAGAUUUUAAUCAUGUGUCAAACCCCACUGUGUCACAGCUGAGAGUAACUUUUCCCAUGACAAGUCGAAAAUGGAGUUCAGAUAGUGCCGGCUUUCUUAGAGAAUUUGAGUGAGACUCGUUGAGUUCAGCAUGAAGGCCCUGAGCUCAAGGUGCUCCUUCUAUUUGGGCUUUCUGGUGGGAACCUGCACGCUCUAUGUGUUCCUGCGCCAGGUGUGGUUCGAAACGAGUUUUCAGACACGUCAACCCGAUGGACUUGAGAAGAUUGCAGGAGAGCAGCAUGCUUUGGACGAGGAGAGAAAAAACUGGAAGAAGGAAAGAUCGGCUCUGUUCAACCUAAAUCACCCUCACCACAAAGGUGAGGACAGCCGCGUGGCAGACGAGCUGUACCAGAAGGUCCGCAUCUUGUGCUGGGUGAUGACUGGACCAAAAAACCUGCAGACGAAAGCUCGCCAUGUCAAGGCCACCUGGAGCCGCCACUGUAACGUUGUGGUUUUCAUGAGCUCAGUAGACGAUCCUGACUUUCCCACAGUGGGGCUGGGUACUCAGGAGGGCCGUGACCAGCUCUACUGGAAAACCAUUCGCGCCUUCCAUUAUGCCUACGAGCACCAUGCCCACGAGGCAGACUGGUUCCUCAAGGCUGAUGACGACACUUACGUAAUUGUGGACAACCUUCGUUGGGUGCUGGCCAACCACACGCCUGAGGAACCGGUUUACUUUGGUCGCAGGUUCAAGCCCUACACCAAGCAGGGCUAUAUGAGCGGUGGCGCAGGCUACGUGCUGAGCAAAGAGGCCCUGAAGCGGUUUGUAGGGGGCUUCAGAGAUAAGGUUUGCACUCACACCACUCCAGUGGAGGACCUUGCCAUGGGGCAGUGUAUGGAGAAGGUGGGGGUACAGGCAGGGGAUUCCAGAGACACUAUCCUAAGGGAAACCUUUCACCCCUUCAUCCCUGAGCAGCAUCUCACCGCCAAGUUCCCUAAGAGCUUCUGGUACUGGAGCUACUGCUACUACCCCAUCUCAGAGGGCCCCAAUUGCUGCUCGGAUCUUUCGGUGUCUUUCCACUAUGUGGAUCCAUCUCUCAUGUACUUGAUGGAGUACUAUAUCUACCACCUCCGAGCUUUUGGCUACAGAUACCGCUACCAGCCCCCAGCCCCACUGGGAUACAGGACGCAGGGCUCUGAAGGAAUCUGGGAGGGUGCAGAGGUCAGAGACUCCAAAGAUCUGCCCUCUCCAGAGAAGGAAAGAAAAGGGGGGCACGACCUGACAGACAUGAAACAAGCGGGUGUGCUUCCUGCUGCUGUGGCAAAUGCCCUUCCUGAUGCCCCAAAAGAUGUAACGACAUAGCAGCCUUUUGUCAUGCGUAUUAUGUAAUGGAUACUGCAUGGGAGAGAUUUCAAAUAUUUGUGCGCAAGUGUAGGUGCGGCCUUGACGUAUUCUGGUAUGGAAGGAAUAAUCAAUAAUUUAUAUUGUGUAUGGGGUUGUGGAAUCCCAUUGAACUUGGUUGAUAUGUAAAUAGUGCUAAGCAUUUGAUAUUUAUUAAACUUCAAAAAGAGCAACGACAACCCUAAAUCCAGUGCUUUCUUUCCAGUCCCAUUUUUACAAGGAACAAAACGUGCAGUGUACCUGAGACAGCUGCUGACAGCUGAAUUCAACAGUCACUUUUGCUACUUGAAGACCAAAAGUCAGAGUUUGCAACAAAAUGUCAAAAUGACAACCAGAAUUUCCCAAAAUGUCAGUUUCCGACUUAAUUUUUUUGUAAACUUUUUUUUUAACCACUGUCAUGAGACACUUUAUUUGAAUGAAAACAUAAGCACCUUUAGAGUUCACCAGGACAUGUAUUGGCUUUUUGAGGAUGUAACAACCUGUUAAACCACUCCUUUCUGUGUGGGUGCAUUCACAUAACCUGUUGGGAGAAUUUACUAAACUGGACUUGCAUUUCAACCCCAAAGACGUGCAUUCUCUUUAGCUAUGUAAGCCCUACAGCUGUUGAAAAGGUGUGAGAGUGUCUCUCACCUGAGAUUUUCUGAUUUAAGAGUUUUGGCUUGUGCCUUGUGAAUUGAUUGUAUGGCAUGGUUCUGCUGCACAUUUGACUUUGCACUGUGACAGUUUGAGGAUGAACAAUGAUUUGAUUAUAUUCAUAUAGGUGGCAUCUUGUUCAGACUGACAGCAUGAAGACCUUUGAAGUAUUUGGGCCACAAGAGUCACAUUUGGACUGCUUUGUGAGGUUAUGCAUGACAAACAAUCUCUAGCCUUCAAAAGUCAUUUUCUAGUUUUAUUCAUGUGUUGAAUCAUCUAAUGCGUUUUUCCAGAUUCAAGUGAUGUUUUAAUCUUAUGUUUCUGUUUAAAUGCAUACUAAUUUAUGCAUAUGUUAUGUUUAGUGGUGAUGGUAAAACAACAUGCAUAAAGAUGCAUACUACCAAAGUUACCUACUGUAUGCUUUGUAAUAUGUUGCUGCAAAGUUAUAAAGUAAUAGGCCUAUAAACGGCAUAAAAAAAUGCUCAAGUCCAAGUUGAAACUGUCUUAAACUGGUAUUGCACAAAAUACUACAUACUACAUCAACAGUCGUGUACUAACAUUUAUAAAGCUAGGUAUUAUGGAAUACUUUUAUUGCAACAUGCUCGUUGAAUUUAUUAUCACCACUAAGUUUUAACCAAAUGUAAUCCCCUAAAUUACUUUAUGUACUGCUUUAAAACCAAAACUGGAUUAAUGUUUUUUUUGAUUAUUAUUUGGAUAUAUUCUUAAAUUUGUGUCUAGUAGGGGAUGGUAAAGGUUGAUGUCACAGAUUCAUUUGACGUAAAUAAAUGUACUGUAUGCAUUAUAUGACAAUGUUAUAUCCCUCCAUUCCUCUCCCAUAUACUUUACCUCUAUCUUCAAGUCAAACGGGACUUAUGUCAAAUAAAAUGCCUUGUGUGUCUUUUGCAAAUGUUUACAUUGUAUGUUUAGGAUACUAUUGUAAGUACACAAGCAACGGUUUAUCUGCCAGUGAUUGGCAGUGGAAUGUCUUAUAACACAUUGUAGUCUGCACCAAUUUGUUAGCAGACUAGCUUUUUACAGACUAACUUUAAUUAAAUUGUGUAUGAUCAGUCACCAGUUUUUAAUCGUGUGAGGCGUAAUUAUGACAUUUCACAGUUACUCAUUACGUCUUGGGCUUCUGAAAUUGAUGCCUACGUUAUUAUUUCCUGACAAGUUGAGCACAGGGGUAGUUAACAGCCAAAUGUAUGAUCAAGGUAGACUGUUUCUGUUAAAUCAAUAAAAGUAAUUUAAUGAACAUAAUAAAUAAAUAUUUUACUGUACAAUUAAA
Hypomesus transpacificus is the source of this 3765-nucleotide messenger RNA. RefSeq names its product core 1 synthase, glycoprotein-N-acetylgalactosamine 3-beta-galactosyltransferase, 1b (gene c1galt1lb). Bases 597 to 1808 code for a protein of 403 amino acids. The transcript has 4 exons. Gene Ontology annotation, molecular function: N-acetylgalactosaminide beta-1,3-galactosyltransferase activity. The record is from RefSeq and is a predicted model, not a curated record. Lineage: Eukaryota; Metazoa; Chordata; Actinopteri; Osmeriformes; Osmeridae. Gene Ontology annotation, cellular component: membrane.